AUGGAGACAGCAACUAGAAGUUUCCCUGGGCCCUGGCUUCCCCCACAGACCUCAAAAGUCUGGCCCACCCUUGAAGGCUACGGCCGGCGUGGUGGGCAUCCCCUGUACUGGGUCCAGACAGACUCCUACCAGAGCCCUCCAACCAGACCUUCAACUACAGAGAACUCUCCCUAUAUUGUCAUUCCCAGCCUGGAGGAACGAAACCAAGGGAAGGCCUCUAACUGCUGGUCCAUCGUGGUGGUUGUUGGCGUGCUCGUUGUCCAAGCCUUCUGUGGGCCUGUGCAGUCAGCAAUAGCUCUCCAGUCCUGUACGCUCUGGGGUCCUGGCCUGCUGUCUCCAGACUGUUCUUCUCCCAGCCGUGAGCACAGCCGGGGACACAUUGCCUGUGGAGCCUCUAACCCAUUUCCUCUGCAGCCCUCAACUGGUCUCCUGCUGGGGUACCUGAGGGCUGGGCUGGCCCAACAGCACACGCGGAGAAGCCAUUUGCUCCAGAAGCGUCUGCUUCCCUCCCCAGCCCAGCUGUCCCUGUCCUUUCGCGUGCCGCUGCGCCAAAGCCCUGUGAUUUCAGAAUCCGGGUCCAAAAUGGUCGCAAGGCCAGAGAGCUGGCUUAAAACCCACAGCACAAAAGGAGAGGCCUGCUGUUGUGGGCCCUGGGGAGCCAGGCAGGCUGGGGAUGGAGGCCGCGCAGCGAGGGUGGAGAGCACAGGCCCUGAGCAGCAGGGGACGAUGAGAAGCAGGCACCAGAACCCGGGAAUCCACAGCUUUACCUGCCCCAGGGCCCAGCUGCUGGGCUUGCACAGUGCAGACCACAGCACCAGACACAUCUCUUCUCUUCCAGACACGGGCUGUGGCUCUGCCGUGGGGUUCCUGGUCUGGCAGAGCCAGGGCACAGGAUGGGGGGCAACCCCUCCUUCAGUGCCUCCAAGCAGGACACCGGAGGCUCCCGCAGAAACUGUCUCUUGCCCACCAACUCCAGAAAAGCUUUUAUGUGGUCUUCCUGAACCCUGCCUGGGCCACUUGGGACUGCAGAACCAAAAAGAGAGGCUCCAGGCAAGGCAGGGCGUGCAGGAGAGCCCAGAGCAGCCCAGAAGUCCUGCUAUGCCCCUUCUCUCCCCAGGCCAGCCCCACCCGACUCCCGAGGCCCCUGCAGAGGAGGUGGUGUCUGUCCAGGGAGUGCGAGGUGGCUCCGUGGAGCUGGCCUGUGGCUCUGGGCCUGCCCCACUGCUGGUCCUCUGGAGCUUCACCCCGCUGGGCUCCCUGGUUCCCCGGCCUGUGGCCGUCACCGAUGGAGCCAUGUCCAAGGUGGAGGCCAUCGCCUCGGCUCUGGGAGUCGUGAGUCUGAGGAACGGCAGCCUGGUGCUGGGGGAACUUCGAGAGGGUGCCCGCGGCCACUUCCUAUGCCAGGUUCUGCACGUGGCUGGCGGCCAGCUCCACACUGCCUACUCCCACGUCACGCUGGCCGUGCUGGGUGAGGCCUGGCCCCGGCUGCAGCUGGUCCGUGGGCUGCUUUGGAUGUCUGCAUGUGUGCUGCCCAUUCCCUGUGUGUGGGGGGGUCCAGGUUCUAAAGGGCGCCCCACUCCAGGGACUGAGGAAAGCCGGGGUGAUGAGGACGGGAUGGUCAGGGGGGUGCCGGUGUCUAAGCCUCAAGUGCGACUGAGUAACCCGUCCCCUGUGGAGGGAGCCUCCGUGGUGGCCACGUGUGCAGUGCGGGAGGGCACAGAGCCUGUGACCUUUGCCUGGCAGCAUCAGGCAUCCCAAGGCCUUGGAGAGGCCCUGGUGGGGGUCACUGAGCCACUAUUCCGGCUGGACCCGGUCAACCGGACGCACCUAGGCUGGUACAUGUGCAGUGCUCGCAACUCCGUGAACAGGCUGAGCAGUGACGGGGCCUUCCUGGACGUCAUUUAUGGUCCUGACAAGCCUGUGAUUACCGUGGAGCCACUGGGACUCGCUGAGGAGGGCUUCUGGGCCAGUGAGAGGGAAGAGGUGACCCUGAGUUGCCUGGCCGCCUCCAACCCUCCUAGUCACUACGUGUGGCUCCGUGACCACACACAAGUCCACACGGGGCCUACCUACAUCAUCGCCAGAGCAGGCCGUGUCCACACGGGUCUGUACACCUGCCUGGCCCACAACAGCUACCUGGACUCCCGCACCCAGACUACUGUCCAGCUCACCAUCUACUAUCCCCCUGAGGCACAGCCCUCCUGUGCAGUGCAUCCCAGCCCCGGGGCUGUGACUCUGCUCUGCGCCUGGCCUGGGGGGCUUCCGCCUGCCCAGCUGCAGUGGGAAGGACCCCAGGGACCUGGCCCUACUGCCCCCAGCAACGUCACCUGGAGUCAUGCAGCCGCCCAGCUCUCCAGUGGCAGCAUCUUCACCUGCACUGGCCGGCACCCAGCCCUGGCACCGCCUGCCCUCUGCACAGUCACGCUCUGGGAGCCUCUCGGGAGGCCCACCUGCUGGAGCACAGCCACAAUGGGGCACCAGUUCAUCAUGCUGAGCUGUGAGUGGCCUGGUGGCGAGCCCCCCGCCACGCUGAGCUGGCUUGACGAACAGCAGCAGCCCCUGGGCAGUAGCAGCUCCUCGACGGCCGUUCACCUCCUGCAGGCCCAGGAAGAUCUGGCUGGCAGAGAGUUUACCUGCCAGGGCACUCACCUGCUCAGGACCCCUGACCCCCACUGCCACCUCCAGCUGGAAGCCCCACAGCUGGACGUGGCUGAGCCCCGCGUGUCAGUGUUGGAGGGGGGAGAGGCCUGGCUGGAGUGCUCGCUCCGCGGGGGCACACCACCUGCCCAGCUCCUCUGGCUGGGGCCUCAACAACAGCAGGUGGACCAUGGCACUUCAGGAUUCAUGCUGCACCCUGAGGGUGCCCAGCUGCGCCUGGGCAUCUACGAUGCUGACCCGGCACACCACAGGGGCACCUACCAAUGCGUGGCCCGCAAUGCCGUGGGUAACAGCAGUCGGAGCGUGCUGCUGGAGGUCCUGAGAUAUCCAGCUCCUCCCAACGUCACCAUCAGCCGCCUGACCUACGGGAGGCACCGGAGAGAGGUGCAGCUUCAAUGGGCCAUCGCAGGCCCCGGGAACCUGACGGGCUUCCUGGUGCAGCGGAAGGCCAGUGCCCUGGGCCCAGGAGCUGGGGCGUGGGAGACGGCAGCUAGUGACAUCGAGCCAGAGAGCCGAGGCCGGCGGCUGGGAGGCUUGGACCCCGGGGUCCUUUAUGCCUUCCGCAUCCUGGCUCUGAAUCACCACACUGCAGGACAUCCCUCUGAGGUGAAGAUACCAGUGGACCCCCCCUUCAGUGCCUACCCAGCGGUGUUGGGUGCAGCAGGCACAGGAAUGGUGGUGGCAACGGUGGCCUCUCUACUGGUGUUCCAGUAUGCUGCCCGGCACCCAGAGACUUUCCCCUGUGGAGGUGGCAGACGGGUGCAUCAAGGGGAGAAAUGUGGACUCCUGGAAGACGAAGUCAUAAGCAGAGCUCUGCCCACAGAGGCCAGAGGGCAGCUUCUUCAGCUGCGGAGCUGGAGCCUCGGAGGAACUGCACAGCAGGGACAGAUCACAGCAUACGGAACGGGACUGGUUCUAUCCAAAGAGUGA
This is a messenger RNA of Mandrillus leucophaeus (drill), 3588 nucleotides long. RefSeq lists its product as uncharacterized. Gene Ontology annotation, biological process: cell-cell adhesion. Gene Ontology annotation, cellular component: cell-cell junction. Lineage: Eukaryota; Metazoa; Chordata; Mammalia; Primates; Cercopithecidae. The transcript has 14 exons. Bases 1 to 3588 code for a protein of 1195 amino acids. The record is from RefSeq and is a predicted model, not a curated record. Gene Ontology annotation, molecular function: cell adhesion molecule binding.